This is a messenger RNA of Pangasianodon hypophthalmus (striped catfish), 6378 nucleotides long. RefSeq names its product dystrobrevin, alpha (gene dtna). Lineage: Eukaryota; Metazoa; Chordata; Actinopteri; Siluriformes; Pangasiidae. Gene Ontology annotation, biological process: synaptic signaling. The transcript is spliced from 22 exons. Gene Ontology annotation, molecular function: zinc ion binding. The record is from RefSeq and is a predicted model, not a curated record. Gene Ontology annotation, cellular component: plasma membrane; synapse. Bases 2811 to 4931 code for a protein of 706 amino acids.
UCAUAACAGACAGAAAUAACCAUCUGUAUUGCCUUAAGCUCAUCCUGAAGAAUGUUUGUGUUUAUGCAAGCUUGUUUUCUGCACAAGUUGAUUUCUGACUUGUGCUGAUUAAUGAUGCAAACUACACAGAACAUAGUGAUUUUCUUUAAUCACAGGUCUAUCGUUAGAGGAUCUUCACUGUAAAGUCUGACACAGAGAACACACAUUAUCAGACAGUCUGUUAUAGAAUCCAGCCAACAUUUUUUUAGGUUCAUCUCACACAGUAUGACAAGUAAUAAUCCUAAAAGAAUGCUGAAUUCGCACGUUCUAAAACCGCAGCAGGUCGUAUACACUUACGCGAAACAAAGAGAAAAAUUAGGACUUCAGCCUUAAAUAAACAGUCAUUUUUCAAAUUCCUCUUCAGUGAGUGUUCACAGAGAAGACUUGCUGUUGUUGAAAACAGCUGUAAAUGUGUCAGGAAUGACCGGGACGUCCAUUUUACCGAGUUCUGUGCUGACACGGGAAUGUUUCGCAUCAAAAGUAAUGUUCCAUGUCAUAAUAAUACUGAGUGCUGAAAGCGGGGUGAGUUAUGGCACUGUUAUUUAGUGGAACUUCACAAGAAUCUGGCAGCUUUUUUUAUUAUGGGAACACAGCAGCACAUUUCCAUAGCAGCCAUAAUAAAUAAAUCCAGGUGCUGUGUAGAAAGAUGAGUGUUAUUUCCUUUAUCGUGAGUGAAAAAUAUCUACAGUAAAUCAGCAUUAGGAUGUGUAGGAUUCUAGGUAGAUUUUGUUGAAAGGUGUGAAGGACAUGAGUGCAGGUAAGUAAACAGAAAAAAAAAAAAUAACAACGAUAAACAAGCAGCUAGGUAAGAUGUAACCUGCGUGCCAGACAUAACCAUGUCAUAUACCUGUUAUGUCAUAUAUAUAUCACCUGUCAUAAGGUGUCAUAACAGUUGAUGUCCAGUAAUAUAGCAGUGUUAUGUUACCAUUUUCAUGCUUUGUGUUUUGUUAUGUCAUGAUGUCAUUUUAUGCUGAGUGUUCUCUAUGGCUUUUUGUCAUGUUUGAUGCUAUGACAGCUUAUGUAAUGACAUCUAUCUAUGCCAAGUGUGCUCUAUGUCUCUAUGAUAUGAUAUUUGAUGUCAUAUGUGCUCUAUGAUAUGAUGUUUGAUGUCAUGACAGUUUGUCAUGAUGUCAGACUAUGCUAUGGGUGCUCUAUGUCAUGUGAUAACAGCUUAUGCCAUGACAUCAAACUAUUACAAGUGUGCGCCAUGUUGUGUAAUGAUGUUUGAAGUCAUGACAGGUUAUAUCUGUACGUCAGUAUGCCAAAGUUUAUGUCAUGUGAUAUCAUUUGAUGACAUGACAUCAGUCUUGCCAAGCAUGCCAAGUGUGCUCUGUCAUGUUGUGAUAUUUGAUGUAAUGACAGCUUAUGUCAUGUCAUCAAGUUAUGCCAAGUGUGCUCUAUGUCAUGACGUCAUUCUAUGCCAAGUGUGCUCCUAAGUUAUGUUGUGACAUUUGAUGUCACGACAGCUUAAGUCAUGACAGCAAACUAUGCCAAGUGUGGUGUAUGUCAUGUGACAUUAAAUGACAUGACAUAAAUCUAUGCCAAGUGUGCUCUAAGUCAUGUGACAUUUAAUGACAUGGCGUUAGUCUAUGCCAAGUGUGCUGUCUGUCAUGUGAUGUUUGGUGUCAUGACAGCAGUUUAUGCCAAGUGUGCUCUAAGUCAUGUGACAUUUAAUGACAUGGCGUUAGUCUAUGCCAAGUGUGCUGUCUGUCAUGUGAUGUUUGGUGUCAUGACAGCAGUUUAUGCCAAGUGUGCUCUAAGUCAUGUGACAUUUAAUGACAUGGCGUUAGUCUAUGCCAAGUGUGCUGUCUGUCAUGUGAUGUUUGGUGUCAUGACAGCUUAUGUCAUGACAUCAGUUUAUGCCAAGUGUGCUCUAUGUCAUGUUGUGAUGUUUGGUGUCACGACAGCUUAUGUUAUGACGUCAAUCUAUGCCAAGUGUUAUAUAACACUGUUAUAUUAUUGGACAUCAUCUGUUCUAUGACAUAUGACAUCAUGUAUGACACUCACUCGGUAACGACUGCGUCGUGACACUGGGUUGAAGUAACGCAUUAAUGAAAUAAAUGUGAAAUAAUUGAAUGUAUAUAUCUUUUCUUUAAUUCUUUAUUUUUACAUUUAAUGUCCACUAAACAAGUCAGUUCCUAUUCUCACUUAUGUUAUAGCAGCUAUAAACAGUUACAGCCUUACAUCUGACUGUUACAAAGCUCUGGCACUGGAGACUCCUUCUAUAAAUCUUAAAGUUAUAAAUAAACUUCAGCCUAUGAUAAGGUAUUAGAAUGAGCACAUUAAUAUGAACUUGUGAUUUGUCUUGCAGCUGGAACUAAUGUUCGAGCUGCGGUUAGAGAUUCUGGUAAUACAGGUCAUUACCAUGAAUGUACCAGUGUAGGUCGUAUAUUAGAUUUAUCCUCAGCUACUGCUCUGUAUUCGUUUUCUUUUAAUUACAUUCAUACACGGUGCCUGUAUGAGGCGAAAGGCGCCAGAAGGAGACCCAGCAAGUGCAACUGGAGCUAAGGCAGCCGUCUGAGCUGAGCAGGAAUGUAAGGCUUGCUCAUUUGAAGUUAAAGAUAGAGGCAGCGCAGGCUGGAGCCUGACAGUUUCUAAUUUCAGCCGACUGCUCUCGCUUCACUGCACUGCUUUUGUUGUGGUGCUCGGGCCUAUUGAGAAAGCAAGAGGGACGUCUACGGCAGGAACAACAUUACAAGCAACACAACUUUGUAAAUACAAGAGAGAGACAGAGACAGAGAGAGAGAGAGAGAGAGAGAGAGAGAGGGACCAUGGUGCUCUCCAGCGGAAUGAUCGAGGAAGCUGAGCGUAGCAGCAGCACCAUGGCAGACAGAAGACAACUGUUUGCUGAGAUGCGGGCUCUACAGUUGGAUUCCAUCAGACUUUCCACCUACAGAACUGCAUGCAAGCUCAGAUUCAUUCAGAAGAGGUGCAAUUUGCACUUAGUGGACAUCUGGAAUGUUAUCGAAGCCUUCCGGGAGAAUGGCCUUAACACCAUGGACCUCAACACAGAGUUCUCAGUGGCUCGACUUGAAGCAAUACUGUCCACCAUCUUCUUCCAGCUGAACAAGCGUAUGCCCACUACACACCAGAUCAAUGUGGAGCAGUCCGUGUUACUUCUGCUCAACUUCUUGCUGGCGGCAUAUGACCCGGAAGGUCUAGGAAAGAUCUCGGUAUUUGUCGUGAAAAUGGCGCUUGCUACAUUAUGUGGCGGGAAGAUUAUGGACAAAUUAAGAUAUAUUUUUUCUCAGAUAGCAGAUCCCUCAGGCGUGAUGAUUUAUUCCCAGUUUGACCAAUUCUUGAAGGAGGUACUCAAGCUUCCCGUUACUGUUUUUGAAGGACCGUCUUUUAGCUACACCGAGCAGACCGCUAGGACUUGCUUUGCACAACAAAAACAGGUUUCUCUGAACAUGUUCCUGGACACCUUCAUGUCCGAUCCUCCGCCACAGUGUUUUGUAUGGUUGCCACUUAUGCAUCGGCUGGCUAAUGUGGAGAAUGUCUUCCACCCAGUUGAGUGCUCCUACUGCCACAGCCAAAGCAUGAUGGGAUUUCGCUAUCGUUGCCAACAAUGCCACAAUUACCAGCUCUGUCAGGAAUGCUUCUGGAAGGGGCAUGCCUCAGGCUCCCAUAGCAACCAGCACCAGAUGAAGGAAUAUACAUCAUGGAAAUCUCCUGCUAAGAAGUUAUCGAAUGCUCUUAGCAAGUCUCUGAGCUGUGCCUCUAACCGGGAACCACACCAUCCCAUGGUCUCUGACGUUCCUGAGAAACCUCUAAACCUUGCUCAUGUGGUGCCUCCAAGGCCAGCGAACAGUGGGAACGAGUACACGCUGUCCCACACCAUGCCCUCGACCCACAAGCCCUUCAGAGUAGCUGGGAAUGAAGACAUUAAACAGAGAAAACUCCUGACUCGGGAUACUCCAGACCUACUGAAAGGGAAAGGAGUUCAGUACAGCCUUGAUAUUGCAGACAGACUUGCAGAUGAACAUGUUCUCAUUGGGUUAUAUGUGAACCUCCUCCAAAAGAACCGCACCGGAUUGCUGGAAAGCAGGACUAAUAACCAGGAUGAUGAGCACUACCUCAUUGCCCGCUAUGCUUCCCGAUUGGCUGCCGACAGAGCAUCAGCGCAAGCCGGAGUGCCGACUGACCUGUCUCUCUCUCUGGACACGAACAAACAACAGAGGCAACUCAUCGCUGAACUGGAAAGCAAGAACAAGGAAAUCUUGCAGGAGAUUCAGCGGUUAAGACAGCAGCAUGAUGAAGCAUCUCAGCCUCUAGCUGACAAAAGCCAGCAAAACCCUACACUGCUCGCUGAGCUUCGCCUUCUUAGGCAGAGGAAGGAAGAACUGGAAGACAGGAUGUCAGCUCUUCAAGAGAGUCGAAGAGAACUGAUGGUGCAGCUGGAACAGCUCAUGUUACUGUUAAAGGAGGAAGAAAGGAAGCAGGUAAAUCAGGGUCCAGGCUCGUCCUCUCGUUCCUCCCCAAGCCACACAGCCAGCAGCUCCAUCCCCAUGCCUGUACCAUCGACUUCCGGCAACACGACACCCAGUCAGACGCCUCAGGACUCGCUCAUGGGGCUAGGAGGAGACGUCAUACAGGCUUUUGCUCAGAGUUCGAGACGUAACUUAAGAAACGACCUGCUCGUGGCUGCGGACUCCAUCACCAGCACCAUGUCCUCACUAGUUAAAGAGCUUCACUCGGAAGCAGGAAGCGAGUCUGACAGUAACGUUGACGCAGAAGCUGAUGGACUCACGUCACGGAUGCUAGAUGAGGACCUAGAAGGAGAGGGAGGCUAUGAGAAGGAGCUGGAGCGGCGUCUGGAGAGAGAACUGACGAUGGACGAGAAAACACCUGCUGGAGAAAGUCUACAUGGCAGAGGAAUCACGCAGUACUGAAGCGCUGAGGACUCGACAAUGACGAUGGCUGAAUCUACUGAGCAUUAACACCACUUCUGUAAAUAUACAUGUCUUUUUUUUUUUUUUGGAAUAUAUGAAAUUGUGUUUUAGAAAAAUACUGUGAACUGACUCAGAGAUUAUGCAGAGCAGAUAUGUCAUAACACCAUCAGUGCCAUAAAAUGAAGAAACAUGGACGUUGUUUUGCCGACAUUUUGUGUACUGUACUUCAGAAAGUGGCGGGAAAAUCAGGUUUAACAAAGCUGCUAUCUUUUAUAGCGUACGUCACACCUCACACUGACUCGCCCGCUAGCUUUCUUUCUUUAUGUCACAUCAAUUUUAGGUUUGGAUAUGUCCAGUUGACUGGUUGUUCUUUUGUUUUAUUUUGAAUUUUAAGCAAAAUAGCUUGACAUUUUAAUGUAUAAAUUCGUAUAUACGGUAAAAUCCCAAAUGACUACACUGCCUUAGCUUAGCUAAUCAGGUUAACCCUCGAAGAAUUAUACUGAAUUAUUAGAAUUUCUCGUAUUUUUUUUUUAAACACUUUGUCGUGUCACACUGGUACGCUUAAGUUCCUGUGGGGUUAAUUAGGCAAAUGAGCAGCUUGAUAAAACUCUUUUGAAUGAAUUAACCAGUGAAAAAAGUGAAAAUAUCAAGUCAGUGGAAGAAUCCAAUGCAACUGUAAUAGUGAACUUAAAAUAUUAAGGCACUUGGAAGCUGUCUCGUUUUCAAAAGUAUUUGAAUAUAAAUUUUGUGUGUUUGAAAUUACUGUAUAAAAAUGUCACGUUAAAUAAAAUUAACACCCUCCCCCUUCCCAAGGUGUAUUUAAUAAACUGACAUUUUUAACAUGUUUUUGAACUUGCUAGGGGUAAGAUUUGCCUUUAUAGACAUAUGAUAUGAAAUUUCACGUUAGAUUACUGAUCUCAAAAAUUCAACUCUCAAAAAUACAGAUUUUCAUGUAAAUUAGGAGAUACUUUUAACCUGUAAUUUUGACUAUGUUUUGAAGGACAAAUCUUACCCUGAGCAAGUUCAAAACAAAGAAAAAAAAAAAAGACAUUUAUUUAACGUGACGUGUAUAUAGUAUAAUCCAAAUAUACAAAAUUCAUACUGAAAUACCUUCUUCAGCUUCCAAGCGCCAUGAAAAUAUGCUUUCGUUCAAUCUGAGUUACAACACUGUGUUAAUCACGUUAUUUAAGCGCUUACCACUAAGCGCAUGUUUGAUGUAAUUCAUUUGUUUGUGUACUAAAUGAAUACGCGUACGGUGUUUUAAUUUAACAGUCAUUUUUAAAAGGUCGCGGUUUCAGCACAGCAGUUGUUAUAAAUAUCAUUUAUAUAUAUUCUGCACACUUGUACACUGAAAUGAUAGUCUGCCCACCAUUUUGAACUGGUUUGUUACAUUUUGCAUGGUGCAAAUAAAAAAAAAUCAAUAAAUAAAGAUAUUCUGUUGUCUUCA